Fusarium tjaetaba is the source of this 807-nucleotide messenger RNA. RefSeq lists its product as uncharacterized. Gene Ontology annotation, molecular function: zinc ion binding; nucleic acid binding. The transcript is spliced from 2 exons. The coding region runs from base 1 to 807 and encodes 268 amino acids. The record is from RefSeq and is a predicted model, not a curated record. Lineage: Eukaryota; Fungi; Ascomycota; Sordariomycetes; Hypocreales; Nectriaceae.
AUGUCCGAUAACUCCGCACUUGAAAAGCAGACAAUACGGGAGAGAUGUUCCGGGUCCGGCCGAGGCAACAUUGGACCUGAUAGGAACCGAGACCGAAUCAUGGAUACCCCAACUCUGUCUGAGAGAAACGGGGUAAAGAAGAGUCAGGAAGACCAUCACAUCGGUGAUGAGCAAGGAGAACGGCGUCUCGAGUCUGACCGCGUGGCCUACGCAAAGGCCAAAAAGCUCAUGUACAAGAUUACCAUGUCCGACAACAAUGCCCGCCCAAGAAUGCCACUAUGGUCGCGAAAUCUGGACCGUAUAAUCUCGAAGAAAGGCAAUUCCGACGGCAAGCCCUGCGCAAACUGCAAAGGCCAAGGUCACCAAGUAGCUGGCUGCAUCACGACUGUGCACGGAUUCAUCAACGCCUGCUUCUUCUGCGAGAAAGACGAUCAUCGUACCGACGACUGCGACACGUUCAAGCAGCUGUCCCUAGCGGAAAAGGUCAAGUUGUUUGUAACCAUGCGGGCUGGUAUGCCUGGGCUGGCACCAUGGUGGAAUCUCCUGUACGAGUUCCUCGAAGCAAAGGAGACAAAGGAUAUCCCUCUCCCGACUGGCUUCCCCUGGACAGCGAAGUUUGCGAUGGAGGUGUUUGAGGGCAAACGCGGGAAGCAAGUUGGGGAGGUCCAGACGGACUUUGAUACGACGAAGGAUCCGAAGGUGUUGCCGGUGGACACAAAAGUCCGGUCGCUCCCUGAUGUCUGGAGCUACUACUGGUUUUACGAAAAUCGCCCAUUCCCUCAUCGCGCUCAUAUCCCACGCCCUUGA